GAGGCGGCGGCGGCGGAAGAGGCGGCGGUGUCGGUGUCGGUGUCCCGGGGGUGUCGGUGCUGAGGAGCGGGCGGGGGCCGGGCCGGGGCUGCCGAGAUGCCGCUCUUCGCCCCCAACCCCUUCGAGCAGGACGUGGAAAAAGCUACAAAUGAAUAUAACACCAGUGAGGACUGGGGGCUUAUUAUGGAUAUCUGUGACAAAGUUGGAAGUACUCCCAAUGGAGCAAAAGAUUGCCUUAAAGCCAUCAUGAAAAGAGUAAAUCAUAAAGUUCCCCACGUGGCUUUGCAAGCACUUACACUUUUAGGAGCCUGUGUAGCAAACUGUGGAAAAAUCUUUCACUUAGAAGUCUGCUCUCGUGACUUUGCUGGUGAAGCCCGAGGUAUAAUAAAUAAGGCUCAUCCAAAAGUCUCUGAAAAGCUAAAAACUCUAAUGGUGGAGUGGUCAGAAGAAUUUCAGAAAGACCCACAGUGCAGCUUAAUAUCUGCAACUAUUAAAUCUUUAAAAGAAGAAGGUGUAACCUUUCCUGUAGCUGGAUCACAGGCUACCACAAAUGCUGCUAAGAAUGGUUCAUCACUGAGCAAAACCAAAGAAGAUGAAGAUAUAGCUAAAGCUAUUGAAUUGUCUUUGCAAGAGCAGAAACAGCAACAAAUGGAAACAAAAUCCUUGUACCCAUCUGCAGAAAUUCAGCAGACCAAUCAGAAUUCCAGGAAGGUGCGAGCUCUCUAUGACUUUGAAGCUGUGGAGGACAAUGAGCUCACCUUUAAAAGUGGAGAAAUUAUCUUUGUUUUGGAUGACAGUGAUGCCAAUUGGUGGAAAGGGGAGAAUCACAGAGGAGUGGGACUCUUUCCUUCCAAUUUUGUGACUUCUGACUUAAAUGUGGAACCAGAGGCAGCAACUGUGGAUAAAAAUGCUGUUACUGAGGAUACUACAGAAGAAAUUAAGAAAGCAGAACCUGAGCCAGUUUAUAUAGAUGAGGAGAAGAUGGAUAAAACACUGCAGGUACUUCAGAGUAUAGAUCCUACAGAUUUAAAGCUUGAUUCUCCAGAUCUUCUAGACUCAGAAGAUAUUUGUCAACAGAUGGGGCCAAUGAUAGAUGAAAAACUAGAAGAGAUAGACAGAAAACAUUCAGAGUUGUCUGAACUGAAUGUGAAAGUUCUGGAAGCUCUGGAGCUCUAUAACAAACUGAUGAAUGAAACCCCCAUCUACUCAGCCUACUCCAAACUCCACCACCCUGCACAGUACCCACCUACAUCUUCUGGUGUUUCAGUGCAGUCGUAUCAUGUACAGCCCCCUAGUGGAAACUACAUGAUCCAGGGUGUUCCCCAGGUCACCAUGUCCCCAGCUUACAGCCUAGGACCUGACCAGAUGGCACCCAUGAGGUCUCUGCCUCAAAGCAUAAAUUCUUCUGGAGCAGCUCAGCCAGCACAAGCUGCAUAUUUAAGCCCAGCACCAGAUCCUGUCUUAAACCAGACGUAUGUGAACCAGAGCCCUGGCCUCCCCUCGGCCGCCGGCACGGCUGCGUUCCCCCAGCAGCAGCAGCAGCAGCUGGGGCUGGCAGUGGAUAUGGCAGCUUACCAGAACAGUACAUCCAGCUUGCCUCAAGGACCAGGUUAUCCCCUGGCAAUUCCUCCUCAUUCUGUUCUACAGCAACCAGCAAAUUACCACCAACAGCCUCUCCUUUAAAAACAACCCAAGCUCGUGUUUCCGAGUAAAAGGUUGCCUGACCUAAGGAAUUUUGUGAGUCCCUGUCACUGGUAUCAAAAUGCAUUUUCCUUUUAAAUAACCCCACUUAGUGCACUAGGGUGGUGCAGAGUAAAAAUAUGCAUCAGAUCUGAUUGUUAAGCAUUAUGCACAAAGAUAGCUUGAUUAGCUGAUAGUUAAUUUCAGAUUACUCUGGGCCCUAAUUUCAGUGCUUUCCAGAGAUGCCACUUGUGAAUCUUGAGUUCAGAGAAUGUCUAAAAAUUCUUUUCCCUGAAACAUGGUUAUGAAAACCUGUGGAAUAAUGAUUAAGGACCCUCACUGCUCUCGUUGUGCAUUGCCUCCUCUGGUAUCUUCCUGUAACCCUCCUAUCCAAGUGGCUUUAGGGAAUCUCUGCUGACUUAGACACCACCUUCCCUCUGCGCUGCGUUAGGGUUCCAUCUGCACUGCCUGCCUGGAACAGCUGCCUGGGCUCAGCAGAUGAGAGCUGGAAGAGAAAAUUAUUUGAUAUUGUGACAGGGAGGACCACGUACCAACAGAAAGAUGAGAAAUGAGAACUUUACAGUGCUGCCUAUUAGAUUUUUGGGAACCUUCAGAACCUCCUGAUGUGUUUCUGCUGAAGAGAAGAGUUUGGGUUGUGCCAGAAGCCACUGGUGGCUCUUGGCAGAGGUGGUUCUGGAAGCACACACCCCCCAUGCAGGAGCAGGUGAGGGCUGCUCUGUGGAUACAAGGUGCUGAGCCAGAAACUUUUACAGGAUCUUGUUUCUUUUCCUUUUUGGAUGUAUUUAGAAGUGAAGGAGUAUUGUAGUUACUUGUGGUAAAGGAGGGGGAGCAGGAAUGUUUGAAGCUGAAGACUGUGGGAAUCUGCCUUGUUCCCUUUCCAACAGGGAGCAGAGUGGAACAGGAAUUGUCUUUAUGGGACCAAGGGCUCCUUGCCUCUCUUGGAUUUCCUUUCUCAGCCACCAUUUCUAACUGAAGAGUCAGAGAACCUCUUGCACCAUUUGUUAAAGGUGCAUGGAAGGGACACAGGUGCUUGGGGAGGGGGAAUGUGCUCCUCUUUUCAUCCUGGGAGCAGUUGCAGGUUGGAAAUGACAGACGUGUCAUGAGCAGAGGAGUCGUCUGGGAACAGUGGAAGUGAAGCAUUUGGUGUGGCUGAGAACAGAAAUCUGGGAAUUUCUUCCCUGAUGCACUUUUUUGAUGGGUGGGGUUUGUGCAAGAGGAGCAGACGAGCUGAUUUAUCUUUCAGGAAUGUGGGUUUUCUUUCUUCUAUUCUUUAAACCUCUCAAAAAAAAAAAAAUAAUCACAUUGUUCUCCUCCUGUUUACUUGCUUGCUUUAGCACAAUCAUAUUUAUACCCAUCUUAGCAAUUUUGUGAUGAGUAAUCAUCUUUAUAUUGGGAAAAUAAUGAAAUCAAAUUGCUGGGGAAAACAUCUUGAUGAAAUGCUUGAAAGUCCCAGCUGUCUAAAGUGGUGUAUAAAUUUCCUACUGAACAAGAACUCUCAGCCUGUAGGCUGCUGUUGAGGAAUAAAAAACCAGCCUUCACUCAGCACCACCUCCAUUCCUUUUAUUUUCAUUUAAUUAUUUAGUAUCUUGACCUUAUUCAUGUGCCACCUCAUGCUUAUGCAAUAUGAUAUUCAGUACCUCCUCUUUAAAUAAGUUUUUAAUUUAAAUUUGUGCAAUGGGAGGGGAGCUUUUGCUUUUCCUUUUGACAUUAGUUUGUCUUUAUCAUUCCCCUUGAAGUAAUUUAGUUUAAAUAACACACGUUGCAAUAUCUUGCUCCUUGCAUUCUUUAAGAAAAAUAAUUGAUUCCAAUGCUGCUCUUCAAAAUUCUUACUGUUUGGAGAUUUAUUUUUUUUUCUGUAAGGGUUGACUUUGUUCCAAGUUGUUGUGUAGUCAGACUAAACCUUGCUAUCACUUCUAUAGAUUCUCCAUGUUCAUUAGUAAAUUGAGAUUAAGGUAGGUGUUUUUAUUGGGUUCCAAACUUUGGUCCAGCAGGAAUAUUGACUGUCUUAAACUGGGAUGGUUAGACAGCUGUGAUUUCAUUAUGUUCAGUUAAUUAUUAAAUAUAAAUAGUGUAUAUACUCAUUUGUCUGAGAUUUUCUACCCAGCUGCAUAUAUGCAUACUGUUGAAGUCUGAAAUUUUAUAAAAGCAGGAUUUGUCAUUCUGUCAUCUCUUGUAUUCCUAAUUCUGUGAUAUGCAACCUGUAGAUAGUGUAAAAUAAUUUAAUUAUUAUUAAAAUGGUGUAUUUAGAGGGGUUUGGUGUUAAUAGGAUCUGGUUUUUUUUCUUCUUCAUACUUCUAUACAUUAUCAUAUUUAUUUUUAAGGCCUGAUUGUAACUGAACAUGCUGCCAAAGGACUUCUCUAACUUCCAGUUUCUACAUUAGGUUUCUACCUACUGUUUUAUAUCAGGACUCACUGGUAGACAACUUCUGCUUUUUCAUAUAAACUCUUACUGGUUUAACAUAGAAACUCGUGCGACUUUAUAAUGAGAAUUUUAUUGUAAUAUAUUUGUUUCCUGGGCGUUGGGAAUAUCAACACUAGAUGAAUUUUCUUCUGGUAGGAGUUGGCAACCUGUUGUGUCUGAGUUGUAACCAGGAGGAAGCAGCUCCUGGGUUUGUCUGUAGCAUCAGCACACAGGGAUGUGGCCUUGGGGACAUCCUCCCUGUGACCUGCAUUCUCUGUUUGAUUUGGUACAGAAAUGACAAUGUUAAAAGAAAACAAAAGAAAACAAACCAAUUGUUGCCAUAGCAAGCAAACUUUUAGAAGAAUGUUGUGUGUUGGGUUUACUUCAGGUUUUGUUUGUAGAUGUUCAUGGGCUUGUGUUGCUCUUUUGAAGGCCGAGCAGGACGUGGCUGCAGCUGCAAUCUCUUACAGGAAUUAUUUUCUGAUAGGAAGGGUUUGGGAUUUGUUUUUUUUUUUUUCCUUGUUUUUAUCUAUGCAUCUUUUCUAAGAAAUAACAGGCACUACUCUUGCUGACACUGAACACUGUGAUGGGUCAGUUAAAGGAAUGAACGAAUAACUUUUUAGAAUUUAUGGCUCUUACCAGCUAAAUUUUAAAUGAAGCUGACUCAAGAUGUUCUGAAAUGGUGAAAAUGAAAAAUGAAGGAAAGGAAAUGGAACUGGGGGCAGGUUCUGGGCAGGCACAGGAACAUCUGCUGGGUGGCCACCUGAACUUGGAAUUCUGACCAAGCUUCUCCUUUGGGGCUGGAGGGGGGGAACAUGUCCUGGGUGAUAGAUGUCUCACAGUUCUUAUGGAAAAUUAUCUUAAAGAGUUUGCAGUAUUAAGAAGAGGGGAUGUGUUUUAUUGGAGUAUCCAUGUGGCCUCCUGUCUGCAAUAUGUGUGCAUUGCCUUGUGUGAAUAAACCAACGUUUGUUUAACA
Molecule: messenger RNA, 5078 nt
Organism: Calypte anna (Anna's hummingbird)
Lineage: Eukaryota; Metazoa; Chordata; Aves; Apodiformes; Trochilidae
Gene: STAM2
Product: signal transducing adaptor molecule 2
Exons: 14
Coding region: 97-1683 (528 amino acids)
Biological process (GO): signal transduction
Cellular component (GO): endocytic vesicle
Molecular function (GO): ubiquitin binding; phosphatidylinositol binding
Source: RefSeq, a predicted model, not a curated record